AUAAACAGAGGGAAUUAAAUGAGUAAACAUCUCUUAGUGUCCACCGUUGAUCUAAACACAUCUCAUCACAAAUCACAGAGGUGCAUUUGUCAGUGACGGAUACGUGCGAGACAAACAGUUUGGCGUACACAGACAGACAGGGCACAUGCAAAUUGUUUGAGACACAGUAACAGUCCCUCUGGUGUGUGCGUUGCAGAAUAUUAUUUGCUCUCUUGUGGACUGAAGGCCAAAAGAACAAAGAAAAACCAACCAGACUUGUAGGUUACAAAUAGAGAGAAUAGAAAAAGAUCCGGGUAGAGCUUCUUCCACUAUGGCAAUGGACACCUUGGAAGAUCUCCCUCAAACCACACAGAGCUUGGACAGACCGGAUGGCUUCAGAACGUGCGUCUAUACCCACGCCUGCCCCUGUACAGGAAGAAGACACAUCCAUGACAACAGCAGCAAGUACACCUACAGACGCCUUCUCCAACUCCCACUCUUCCCUAUGGCUCUCCUCCUCGUCCCCUUGCUGCUCUGUCUCUGGGGCCACCAGGCCCAAGGAGUCGUCCACUCCAGCUUCCGCCGCCUCAGCAGCCGAGAGAAGAAGGAGAUGCAGAGGGAGAUCCUGUCCAUCCUGGGUCUACCGGGUCGGCCCAGACCCCAUCCUCCCCUCCGACCGCCCUCCUCAGCCCCCCUCUUCAUGCUGGACCUGUACCACGCUGUGUCGGCCAAGGGGGAUGAGGGAAACGGAAUGGGGAAUUGGGUAGGGGGUCUGGGGUUUGGCGGUGCAGAUGGGUUGACGGGCCACGUCAGCCAUGCCGCCCUGCCCACGCUCAACACGUACACUGCGCCGCUGGGGACAGUGGUUAGCGAGGCCGAUACGGUCAUGAGCUUCGUCAACCUGGUGGAGCAAGAGCGUGACCUGCUGCAGCCGCGGCCGUACUGGAAGGAGUUCCGUUUUGACCUGACGCCCCUCCCCCAGGGGGAGACAGUCACGGCUGCAGAGUUUCGCAUUUACAAGACCCUGACCAUGGGCCAGAGGGCCAACCGCAGCCUGCACAUCUCUGUCUACGAGAUCCAACGGGAGAACAAACACAGAGAGCCAGAGCUGGUGCUGCUGGACAUGCAGUCGGUGCCAGCGGGGCAGGAGGGCUGGCUGGCUUUUGACGUGACCUCGGCCAGCAACCGAUGGCUCCUGCACCCCCGCAGUAACCUGGGCAUCCGGCUCUAUGUGGAGACAGAGGAUGACCGGUCCCUGUCUGCUGGGUGGGUAGGCUUGGUGGGUCGUAGGGGCCCCCGCUCCAAACAGCCCUUCAUGGUGACCUUCUUCAGGGCCAGCCAGGCCCCCUGUCGCCCCCCGCGGGCCGUGAAACCCAACCCCCAUAAGAAGAAGCCCAAAUACGACCUGCCCUUGCCCAGUAUACAUGGUGAGGUCCUACAAGAUCACAGCCAUGUCAACAGUGGGCGUCAGGCUUGUAAGAGACAUGAAUUAUAUGUGAGCUUCAGUGAUCUAGGCUGGAAGGACUGGGUAUUGGCUCCUACGGGUUACUCUGCCUUCUACUGUGAUGGAGAAUGCCUCUACCCUCUGGGUUCCUGCAUGAACGCCACCAACCACGCUAUGAUCCAACUAGUGGUUCACCUUCUGAAGCCGGAUGAGGUUCCCAAAGCGUGCUGCGCACCCACCAAGCUCAGUCCCAUCUCUGUACUCUUCUACGAUGACAACAACAACGUGAUACUAAAGAAGCAUCGCAACAUGGUGGUCAAGACCUGUGGAUGCCUGUGACACCAGUGGGAGCCCAUCUAUCUAUUCUACAUCAUUUUAAUCAUCUUAAUUGCCAUUGUUCCAAAAGAUACAAACAGGGUAAUAUAACUUGCAACCAGCAGUUGAUAGCAAUAAUCUGUCAAUAUGCUGAUAAAUAGUAUGUAUCUAAUAUAUUGAUUUUGAGUCUGAGAGUGGUAUAUGAACAACACCCAUUGGACUUAUAACCAUACUUCACUUUUGAUUAACUAAACUAUUCAAAUCUACAGUAAUUCAGGUAAUUACAUCCCCCCCUUCAUGUCAUAUAUUCUGUGACCAAUCAAAGCUAUAAAGUAUCAUAAGUGCAAUCAAUGCUAAAAUUCAACCCUUUUGAUGGCUAUAAUAUCUUGUUGAACCAUGAAUUUCUCAUUGUCUCUUUUAGAUGUACUAAACAUGGUUUGCAAAACGUACACGUUUUUUCUUCUUCUUUAAUCAUACUUUUAACCAGUACAAGUUAGUAACAAUGGAAA
Molecule: messenger RNA, 2247 nt
Organism: Salvelinus namaycush (lake trout)
Lineage: Eukaryota; Metazoa; Chordata; Actinopteri; Salmoniformes; Salmonidae
Product: bone morphogenetic protein 8B-like
Exons: 7
Coding region: 311-1762 (483 amino acids)
Biological process (GO): SMAD protein signal transduction
Cellular component (GO): extracellular region
Molecular function (GO): cytokine activity; growth factor activity
Source: RefSeq, a predicted model, not a curated record